AUGAGAAAAAAAUCAAUCUUAAAGAAAGCAAGAUAUUUAUCACAAGCAGAAGAAACUUCCUGUAUAUUAGAUGGACAAAAUAAUGAAACAGAAGAAAAUGGAGAUAACUCUAGCGAAAGAAGUCAACUCAAUAUAGAAAUUAAAACAUUUAUGGAAGAUACUAAUAAUGAACUUAAUUUUUAUCUCAAUGACAACGAAAUUAAUAAUCCUACAGAUAAAUGUCAAAAGUCAUCCUCAUAUGUAAAUUGGAGAGGAAUGGACUUUGUUAAUUUAGUAUUAAAUGAAGAUAAAAAUCAUAAUGUCUCAAGUCUUGUUGAUUGUUGGAAUAAAAAACAAAGUUCUUUCGAGACGCAAAUACAUGAUAAAACAAAUUCAUCAUGCAAUUUGAAAAAUUUUGAUUAUUGUGCUGUUUUGAAUAAAAAUGAUGAUUGCACCAGUCCUUAUAAAGAUAGUGAUAUACCUGGGUUAAUAUCAUUAACGAAUGAUCAACUCAAGGAGGAUCAAUAUCAAGCAAAUAAAACUAGAAUUAUUUAUGAUAGACUUACUAAGUUUACUAAUAUUACUAGUGAUAUAUCUAAUUACUAUUAUAAAGUAUAUGAACGUGAUGAAAGUCAACUUAAUUGUGGAAAGUGGAGUAUGUAUAUAUAUAAGAGAGGAAGACAAUUUGUUAACAUGAACUACUAUGAGUUUUACUUGGAAGAAUCUUUUAGAAAAGAUUCUACUAAUAUUUGGAAUGCUUAUAGCACUAAUAAGCAAAAUAGUAUAUUAAAUGACACAGGUAAUCGAUGUAAUAUGACAUCACUAAUUUAUGAAAUUAAAAAGAGAGAGAAUACAACUGAACGAUAUGAUAUAUCUUGGAUUCCUUCAGAUAAGCAGGAUAAUUCUAAUGGAUCUUUAUAUCCUACAACUCCCUUACCAACUAUUACAGAAUCUACAAUGGAAAUUUCUGACACACCACAUUUUAGGAAUGAUGUAGAUCCAUUAGAUGAUGAAAGAAAAGCUAAAAUGGGCGGUUUUAGAGAUUCUAAAAAUGUUACCCUAAAUGCUAUAUCAUCAUGGGAUGAUAAAGAUAAAUUUGAAAUGGCUGAAAAAGCUGAAAAGGCUGCAAAAGCUGCAGCUCCUGUUCCUCUAGAAGAUCCAACACAACCCAUUUCUUUAACUUCAAAUAGCACAAAUGAACAUAACUCGUCUAUGAAUGAAACUACAAUUUUACCUUCUACAGAUGAUAACUCUAUACUUCCUACCACUAUCGUUGAAUCUCCUGAAAGUAAUACUACGACUUCAACAAGUGUACCUUCUCCUGAAACUACACUAUCUCAUACAAACAUGUUUUCUGCAGAUAGCAGUUCAUCUUCCUCAGGAAUUUCUGCAUCCCCUAUUGAUGGGCUUACUAAUUCUACAACUGAUGAUGAUGCUUCUUCAUUCAAUGGUACACAUUCUACAAAUAACCAUCCAUCACCUGCUAUGGAUAUGCCCGAAUCUCCCACUCCUAGCAGUGCACAACCUAUAACUGUUACUGAAAUUAAUUCUAAUGAUACUGCACCUUUUGUAAAUGAAUCAUCAUCUGAGGCACCUCAUUCUAAAUCUCCUGUGGAGGUACAUGCUCCUAUAAUUAAAGCUACACUUCCCAAAAAUGAUACUGUGUCUCCAUCCUCAUUUAAAUCUUUAGCGCCUUCAGAUAACAAUGCAUCUCCUAAUAAUACAAUUGAAUCUAAUAGAACAAAUAAUGAUAUGCAAUUAAUUGGAAAAAUCUAUCCCCCAACACAAAGUUCACAAAAUACACUUACUCCUAUUGCUCAACAUAAUAUAUUACCUUUAAGCGCAGCUCAAAAUGAUACAUUAUCAAAUUGUUCGGGCAUUUGUCCUAAAAAUAUGAAUGUUCCAAAUAUUACUACCGCACAAACUCCACUGGAUAAUAAUACUGAAGCUACCCCUACUGUUAAACCCAUAGGAAAAGUACUAAUAACAGGCGUUUCAGUAGGUAUAUUUAUUUUAGGAAUUGUUCUCCUUUUAAUUAUUAUAUAUAGAUGCACUCCUAUUGGAUCUUGGAUUCGUAAUCGAAAAUCAAAGAAAAAAAAAAUAAGAAAAAAGAUAAAAAAAAUUUCAAAGAAACCAAUGCCAUUAUCUACAAAUAAUAUAGAGGAUGGAACAAUGAAUAGUGGAAAUCACUCUUUGUUACAGCACGAAAAACAAAUACCAUCAUGUGAGGUUAGUUUUGAAAGUGAAAGAAAUUCGAAACAUGAGCAAAUGGGAAAAUCCAAAGAACUUAAAGGAAUAUACAAUGAAAAAGGAAAUAUACGCAUUUGUGAUGAUAAAGAAGAAGGGUCAAAUAUGCAUGAAAAUAAAUUUAUAGGUGAAGAAAAAUUAAAUACAGAUAAUCCUAAAAGUGAAAUUAAAAAAGAAGAAUUGAGUGGAAAUGAACCUAGUAGUGAAAAUAAAGAUGAAUAUAAUAAAAAUAUAUUAGAAAAAGAUCCUGUUCAUAUUGUAUAUCAUAUUAGGAAUGGCACAUUAAAUGAGGAAAAAGCAAAUGAAAUAAAUUCGCAAAAGGAAAAAUCUACAUGUGAAAUUGAAAUGAAAAAUUUAGGAAAUAAAACGUCAAUCAAGAAUGAUGUAUGUAAUUGGAAUUCAUGGGUAGAUAUACAUAUGACUGCAUUGCUAGAGUGUAAAAAAGAGGAAUGGAAAUUGAAUAAAACAGAAUUUUUUAAUAUUUGUUUAGAAGAGAUAGAAAAAGAUGGAGAAAAUUCUAAUUUAAAAGAAAUGCGAAAUCAUUUUAUAAUGAAAAUUAAAGAAGAAAAUAGUAACGAUAAAAUAGUUAAAAAAAGUAGUAUAUUAGAGAAAUAUAAAAAUGAAAAGUGGUUUAUUAAUUUGAAGAAAGAGUGGAAAGAAGAACAAGAAAAAUACUUAGGAUAUUUAGAUGAACAAGAAAUUGAAAAAAUGACAGAAAUGGGAGUAAAUAAUUUUAUGCUAGAUAAAAAAAAAAAAAUAUGGAAGAAAUGGAUAGAAUGGCAAAUAGAGCAUUCAUACGAAUACAAAAAUCAGAAAUGGUUUGUACAAUUGCUAGAAGAAUAUGAAAAAGAAGAAAUUGAUAAAAAUUUAAAGGAAGAAAAAAUAGAGAAAGAAAGAAAUAAUGGAAUAGAUAAAAAUGAAAUGAAGAAAAAUUUGGAAAGGAGAAUUUUGUUAGAUAUUCAUAUGAUGGUAUUAGAGGAAUGUACGAAAGAAGAGUGGGAAAAAGAAGAAGAAUUUUUUAAGGCAAAUAUGGAAGAGAUAAAAAUAUAUAAAAAUUUGGACGAAGAAACAAACAUAUUAGAUAAAAUAGAAAGAGAAAGAAGUUGGAAUGUUAUAUCAGAGAAUAAAAAAGAAGAAAUAGAAAAAUGGAAAAAAGAAAAAUGGUUUAUUGAGUUAAUGUUAGAAUGGAAAAAUAAAUCUUUAAGAAUACAACUUUUUUUUUUUAAAUUUCUUUUUCAAGUCAGUUAUUUAUUAAUUAACCAUUCAAUGUUAUUGCUAGUAUCUAACAAACAAAUUAAUAAAGUUCAUAUAAGGAGAAUUUUACAUAUUUUUAUUUUUUUAAAUUAG
Messenger RNA from Plasmodium gallinaceum, 3573 nucleotides. RefSeq names its product surface-associated interspersed protein (SURFIN). The record is from RefSeq and is a predicted model, not a curated record. The transcript has 2 exons. Bases 1 to 3573 code for a protein of 1190 amino acids. Lineage: Eukaryota; Apicomplexa; Aconoidasida; Haemosporida; Plasmodiidae.